AUGGAGAAUGAUCAGACAAGAAAUCCAUCAUCAGAAGAUCCGAAGCAGAAGCAGCAAGCAUUGAUCACUUCAUCAUCAUCGUCAUCAGAUGAUGAUGAUGAUCAAACAAGUAGAGGUGGAGGUGCAAGUCAAGUUGCUGUUGUUAGGUCGUAUGAGUGCACUUUUUGCAAGAGAGGGUUCUCAAAUGCGCAGGCACUUGGAGGCCACAUGAACAUUCACCGCAAAGACAAAGCCAAGAUGAAGCAAUCUUCUUCACCAUCGUCAGUCGAUAAGAACGAAGAUAGAAGUAAAAGGAUCAACUGGCCUUGGACUAAUAAUCUUGGUGGCGGUGCAACUGAUGAUGCCACGACCAGACAACAAUUCCUAAAUAUGCCUUUGUUUGUCUCCAAUCUCGCAAGUAGUCAUCAUGGACACGAUAAGACAAACACUGGUACUAGUCAACUACUUGACAAGGAUUCCAAGAGUUCGGAGUUAGACCUGGAGCUUAGGCUGGGUCCUCACCCAAACCCUCCUCAUGAUGAUUCAUCAACAACGGGUACCAGAAAGUUCUUUUGA
This is a messenger RNA of Tripterygium wilfordii, 555 nucleotides long. RefSeq names its product transcriptional regulator TAC1-like. Bases 1 to 555 code for a protein of 184 amino acids. The transcript has a single exon. The record is from RefSeq and is a predicted model, not a curated record. NCBI's taxonomy places the organism in Eukaryota, Viridiplantae, Streptophyta, Magnoliopsida, Celastrales, Celastraceae.